This is a messenger RNA of Pisolithus orientalis, 6859 nucleotides long. RefSeq lists its product as uncharacterized. Gene Ontology annotation, cellular component: cytoplasm; carbamoyl-phosphate synthase complex. The record is from RefSeq and is a predicted model, not a curated record. The transcript is spliced from 13 exons. NCBI's taxonomy places the organism in Eukaryota, Fungi, Basidiomycota, Agaricomycetes, Boletales, Pisolithaceae. Gene Ontology annotation, biological process: L-glutamine metabolic process; L-arginine biosynthetic process; 'de novo' pyrimidine nucleobase biosynthetic process. Gene Ontology annotation, molecular function: amino acid binding; carbamoyl-phosphate synthase (glutamine-hydrolyzing) activity; aspartate carbamoyltransferase activity. The coding region runs from base 70 to 6684 and encodes 2204 amino acids.
CCAAAACCUUGCCCAGUUUUUAGUGAAGAGAAAAGAAGACAGACCGACUUGCCAAUUAAAAAGGAUUUAAUGUCUACUUUUCGACCGCCUUUAUCGCGUUCCGGCAGCAGUCUUGGCCGCGUCACUGGCCAACCUGCGCCUCCCGUUACCUUCGCGCCUUUGCAAUCCGGGGAUUCUCCCCAAGAUGCAGUGUUGGAAAUGAACGACGGUACCGCAUAUCGCGGUAUCAGUUUCGGUGCGGAAGCGGUAAGCGUUGCUGGAGAAUGCGUUUUCCAAACCGGUAUGGUCGGGUACACGGAGUCCUUGACCGAUCCCUCUUACGAGGGUCAAAUACUCGUCUUAACAUAUCCCCUCAUUGGAAAUUACGGUGUUCCUCAGCGCCCCGCGUCUUCAGAUGAACUAUCAUCCGAAUUUGAAUCGUCACGAAUCCAUAUCGCGGCGCUGGUUGUCGGUUCUUAUACGGACGAUUACAGCCAUUUUUUGGCACAUUCUUCUCUUGGGGCUUGGCUGAAGGAGAAUAAUGUGCCCGCCAUAUACGGUAUUGACACUCGUGCCCUCACCAAAAAGAUUCGCGAGCAAGGCUCCAUGCUAGCAAAAAUAUUAGCACGUAAGCCAGAGGCUCCCCGAGGACGUUUACCAUAUCUUCUGCCAGAAUCUCUGUCUCUGCCUGCGUCUCGCGCGUCGUCCCCACCUUCGUCCUGGCGCGACGAAUACAUUGACAUCCCUUUCCGCGAUCCAAAUCAGUAUGACCUAGUAACUGCGGUGUCAAUCAGACAUCCGCGAGUGUAUACACCGUCCGGGGAACCGCGCAGACACCCCUCUGGGCGUCUACUUCGUGUGCUAGCAGUGGACGUCGGGAUGAAGUACAAUCAAAUCAGAUGCAUCACUGCCCGUGGGGUAGAAUUAAAAGUCGUUCCAUGGGAUCACGAUUUUCUGAACGACGCUGAGCCGUAUGACGGGCUUUUCAUUUCCAAUGGUCCUGGCGACCCAACUAGGCUCACCGUAACGGUCGAGAGACUCAAGAAAGCCCUGGAAAAAGCAGAUCGUCCUGUCUUUGGAAUCUGUCUUGGGCAUCAGCUGCUUGCUCUCGCAGCUGGAGCGAAAACCUCAAAAAUGAAGUAUGGUAACCGUGGCCAUAACAUACCUUGCACAGAUGCCUUGUCUGGCAGAUGCUACAUCACCAGUCAAAAUCACGGCUAUCAGGUCGAUGCUGAAACUCUACCAUUCGACUGGAAAGAGCUAUUCCAAAAUGCGAAUGAUGGCAGCAACGAAGGCAUAUACUGUGAAACGAAGCCAUUUUUCUCCGUACAGUUCCAUCCCGAGUCAACACCUGGGCCUCGCGAUACUGAGUUCCUUUUUGACGCUUUCAUCCAGAACAUCGUCGAUUGCAUCGCGACGAACACCUUGUCACCGAUAUCUCUUCCAGGGGGACGAAAAGAAGACAACGAUAGGCUGUCACCUCGUAUCAACGUUCAAAAAGUGCUUAUCUUGGGAUCUGGAGGGCUUUCCAUUGGCCAAGCUGGUGAAUUCGACUAUUCGGGUUCUCAAGCAAUCAAAGCGCUAAAGGAGGAAGGUAUAUACACCAUCCUUCUCAAUCCGAAUAUUGCGACCAUCGCAACCUCCAAGGGCCUUGCCGACAAGGUGUAUUUCUUGCCUGUUACGCCUGACUUCGUGCGCAAGAUUAUCAAGUACGAGAAACCUGACGGAAUUUAUGUCACGUUCGGUGGUCAAACAGCUCUCAACGUCGGCAUAAAGCUCAAGGAUGAAUUCGCUGGGCUCGGCGUGAAGGUGCUCGGGACUCCGAUUGAAACCAUCAUCACGACGGAGGAUCGGCAGCUAUUCGCACGAGCGAUGGAGAAUAUUGGCGAGCGCUGUGCGCAGUCGAGCACCGCGACUACGACAGAAGAAGCAAUUGGUGCAGCUCGUGAAAUUGGAUUCCCGGUCAUAGUACGCGCUGCUUAUGCGCUAGGUGGUUUGGGCUCUGGCUUCGCGCAAGACGAAGAUCAGUUACGUGCCUUAUGCAGCAAAGCGUUUGCAACAAGUCCCCAAGUGCUGGUCGAGAAAAGUAUGAAAGGGUGGAAGGAGAUCGAGUAUGAAGUCGUUCGUGAUUGUCGGGACAACUGCAUCACGGUUUGCAAUAUGGAGAACUUCGAUCCUCUCGGUAUUCAUACGGGUGACUCCAUUGUAGUCGCACCCUCUCAAACUCUUUCGGACGCUGAUUAUAACAUGCUACGGACGACUGCGAUCAAUGUAAUCAGACAUCUGGGCGUAAUAGGCGAAUGCAAUAUUCAAUAUGCCCUGAAUCCAUUCUCGAAGGAGUACUGCAUCAUCGAGGUCAACGCGCGUCUGUCGAGAUCGUCUGCGUUAGCUUCGAAAGCGACUGGCUACCCUCUAGCAUUCAUCGCUGCGAAACUAGGUUUAGGCGUGCCUCUCAAUGAGAUCAAAAAUACCGUAACCAAAGUAACGAGCGCAUGCUUUGAACCCAGUCUGGAUUAUGUCGUCGUCAAGAUCCCGCGAUGGGAUCUCAAGAAGUUCAAUCGAGUUAGCCGACUGCUGAGCAGUAGCAUGAAGAGUGUUGGUGAAGUCAUGAGUAUCGGUAGAACCUUCGAGGAAACUAUCCAGAAAGCCAUUCGUGCCAUUGAUGACCAGUUCCUCGGCUUUGCCAAGAAUGACUAUGUGGAGGACAUCGACGAGGAGCUUUGCAACCCCACGGACAAGCGAAUUUUCGCAAUAUCUACGGCCUUCCAUUUGGGAUAUUCUGUUGAAAAGAUCUGGCAGAUGUCCAAUAUUGACAAGUGGUUCCUCUGGAAGCUGCAGAACAUUCAUGAAAUGGAAAAGGACUUGAUGCAGCGCACCAUCUCGUCGAUUGAUAGCGAAACACUGCUGCGGGCGAAGCAACUAGGAUUUUCCGACCGGCUUCUCGCCAGCUGCAUGGGGUCAACGGAGCUUGCUGUCCGUCGCCUUCGCCAGGAAGCGUUUAUCUCUCCUUUCGUCAAGCAGAUCGAUACGGUGGCCGCAGAGUUCCCUGCAUUCACGAACUACCUCUACACCACGUAUAAUGCCAUCGAGCACGACAUUUCGUUCGAUGACCGAGGAAUUAUGGUACUGGGAUCCGGCGUUUAUCGCAUCGGCUCCUCUGUCGAAUUCGACUGGUGCGCUGUGCGGGCCAUCAGGACUUUGCGGGAGCAAGGCCUCCCGACGAUUAUGGUUAACUAUAACCCUGAGACCGUCAGCACCGACUACGAUGAGGCAGAUCGCCUAUACUUUGAGAACAUCAGUCUGGAAACAAUACUCGAUAUAUACGAGACCGAACGGUCCAGAGGGGUCAUACUGUCCAUGGGUGGACAAACGCCGAACAACAUCGCGCUCCCGUUGUAUCGCCAGAACGUGAAAAUAUACGGCACGUCCCCGGAGAUGAUUGAUACUGCCGAGAACAGGUUCAAAUUUUCCCGUCUGUUGGACGAAAUUGGUGUGGAUCAGCCCAAAUGGAAGGAGCUGACCAGCUUCAAGGAGGCGCUGGCCUUCUGCGAUUCCGUAGGUUACCCGGUGCUCGUGCGUCCGUCGUACGUGCUCUCUGGCGCGGCGAUGAAUGUCGUAUCUACUGGUGACGACCUGUCGAACUACCUGACUCAGGCCACCGCUGUUUCGCGCGAUCACCCUGUCGUGAUUUCCAAGUACAUUGAACAAGCGAAGGAAAUCGAGAUGGAUGCAGUUGCAAAGGAUGGCCAAAUGGUCAUGCAGUUCAUCUCGGAACACGUGGAAAAUGCAGGAGUGCACUCCGGUGACGCUACUCUAAUCCACCCUCCCCAAGAUCUGGACCCAGCCACUGUCCGACAAAUCGAAGAAGCAACCGCGAGGAUUGCAAACGCGCUAAACGUUACUGGUCCCUUCAAUAUUCAGUUCAUUGCCAAAAACAAUGAAAUUAAAGUUAUCGAAUGCAACCUUCGAGCCGCACGAUCCUUCCCCUUCGUCUCAAAAGUCACUGGGAUCGACGCAAUCGAGAUGGCGACCAAGGUGAUACUUGGUAUACCUGUUGAUUCUUAUCCAGACCCCAGUCUUCCACCCGAUUAUGUCGGUGUCAAAGUCCCGCAAUUUAGUUUCAGCCGGCUGUCUGGUGCGGAUCCCGUGCUCGGUGUGGAAAUGGCUUCGACCGGCGAGGUGGCUUGUUUCGGCCGCGACAAAUAUGAAGCUUACCUGAAGGCGUUGAUAUCGACUGGCAUCGUCCUUCCGCAAAAGAAUAUACUUUUCUCCGUUGGCAGCUAUCGGGAGAAGCUGGAGAUCCUUCCAUCCGUGCAGAAGUUACGCGCAGCUGGGUACAAUAUCUUCGCAACCUCAGGAACUGCAGACUUCUUGACGGAACACAACGUACCUUGCAAGUAUUUGGAGACACUUCCAGAAGGCAGCAGUGACAUGGCGAAGUCGGAGUACUCCCUCACCCAGCAUCUGGCGAAUAAUUUGAUCGACAUGUACAUCAAUUUGCCUUAUCUGAGUAAAGGGUACCGCACGAGGAGGAUGGCAGUUGACUUUGCCAUUCCAUUGAUUACCAACGUCAAGUGUGCCAAGAUUUUAGUGGAAGCGUUGGUUCGCAAGCUACCCCUUGACGUGUCGAACGUCGACUGCAAAAGCUCGUACCCGACACACACAUUACCAGGCCUCGUCAAUGUCUCUGCAUUCGUUCCCAGAUUUACGGAAGAUGACCUUAUCCAAGCGACGCAGGCGUCAAUUAGUAGCGGGUUCACCACGUCCCUAAUCCUCCCCAACGGUUUAGACGAGGCGAUCAUAGACGACGCCUCCUUAAAGCGAGUGCAAGGCGUCGCUGAAAACCACGCCUAUUGCAACUAUGCACUUAGCGUCGCAACAACCGAUCCUAAUACCCCAUCUCUGACUGAUGAGGGUAAAGCUGAGGUCAAGGCACUAUUCAUACCCUUCCAUGACCCCAUAAUUGCGCCCCAAAUAUCCGCAACAGCUACCCAUUUUGCUACGUGGGUCGCCGAAAAGAUGAUCGUCACCAAUGCUAGGGGUUCUAACCUCGCAUCCCUGCUGCUACUUGCCAGUCUCCACAAUCGUAAUAUCCAUAUCACUGACGUCAGGAACAAAGAAGACCUUCUCUUAAUAUCCCUAAGCAAGGCAAGGAAGCUCAAGAUCACCUGCGACGUGUCGGUGUACACGAUGUUCUUCACACAAGAACAGUACCCCCAGUCGACCAUGCUACCGUCUGCACAGGAGCAGGAGUACCUCUGGAGUAAACUUGAUGUCAUUGAUGCUUUCUCCGUGGGCUCUCUUCCUUACCACCUUGCGACUGAGGUCGGAGAACGUCCAGCGCUACCCUUGCUUCUUUCGGCAGUCGCUGCUGGCCGUCUUACGAUUGAGGAUGUGAGGGUCCGCUUGCACGACAAUCCCAUACAUAUUUUCGGAUUGCCCGAACAGGCGAAUACACAUGUCGAGGUGGUAAUCGGGCGCCGCUACCAGUAUGCCUCCAGAGAUGGUCACUGGUCGCCACUAGACAAGCAAAUCAUGGCCGGUUCACUCCACCGGGUGGUCAUGCACGGCAAGACCGUAUUUUUGGACGGUGUGUUGUCCGCGCCGCCAAGUGGCAAGGACAUUUCUGCUGCAGUCAUCCUACAUCCAGCGGUAACGUCCCCUGUCGCGAAACCAGAACCCGUUCACCUACCGACAAAGAGUGCCGAAAGUCAUCCCCACCCUCUUCCAAGCCAUCCUCCGACGAUCUCCGCAGCUGCAGUAUCGCAUGGCCCCCACCCGGCAUUCCACCGUCGACAUAUCCUCUCAGUCAAACAAUUUAGCCAACGGGACAUGUACGAUCUCUUUUCGUUGGCACAUGAGAUGCGCCUACAGGUGGAGCGUAGUGGAACGCUGGACAUCCUCAAGGGUAAGGUUCUCUGUAAUCUUUUCUACGAACCCUCUACGCGAACAAGCGCCUCAUUCGACGCGGCUAUGAAGCGCUGUGGUGGUGACGUGAUCCAAGUCAAUGUCGACUCUUCUUCGGUUCUGAAAGGGGAAACACUGGCGGAUACGAUUAGGACAGUCUCUUGCUAUGCCGAUGCAACUGUAGUUCGGCACCCUGACGUAGGCAGCGCCCAACUAGCGGCGAAGUUUUCACCAGUUCCUGUGAUUAACGCGGGAGAUGGAAUCGGGGAACACCCAACUCAAGCUCUUUUGGAUGUGUACACGAUACGUUCUGAACUUGGAACAGUCAAUGGCCGCACAAUUACGCUGCUGGGUGACUUGAAGAAUGGGCGCACCGUUCAUAGCCUAGUAACGCUUCUUUGCCAUUACUCUGUGCGACUGAACUUCGUCUCGCCGCCCUCCUUGGCCAUGCCUGCCAGCGUCGUCGCAGUGGCACGAAAGGCAGGCAUCCCAGUCCGACAGCUAGAGUCCCUGGAAGAGGUUUUACCAGAUACCGAUGUGCUUUAUGUUACCCGGGUACAGAGGGAAAGGUUCCAGAACGAGGCUGAUUGGCAAAGAGUGAAGGACGCUUAUCGGGUGGACCAUGCGUUGUUGUCCAGGGCCAAAGAAGAUAUGAUAGUCAUGCAUCCCCUGCCCAGGGUCAAUGAAAUUGAUCCCGAGGUUGACUUCGAUUCUCGUCGCGCGGUUUAUUUCCGUCAGAUGCGAUAUGGGCUUUUCAUCCGGAUGGCUUUAUUAUAUAGUGUUUUAGGAUCUUUCUAGAGGUUGACAUACGGACACUUUUACUAGGUAAACAGCAGUCAGCGGGGGGAAUGCUUGAUGAACAAGGACUCACGGUAAUGAAGAUCGAUCAGUAUGUACUCAUCACAAGUUAUAUACACGACAAUACCAUGGCCACUGCUCGGUAGCGACUUCUCUUCAAGCCAUUAUUACCAAA